Messenger RNA from Theobroma umbraticum, 1463 nucleotides. Lineage: Eukaryota; Viridiplantae; Streptophyta; Magnoliopsida; Malvales; Malvaceae. The record is from RefSeq and is a predicted model, not a curated record.
UAUCGAGAAACCAUUCCGAUGUUGAAAUUGAAACUUCGCAAAUCACAUUAAAGAAAUAUGAGCCCCAACAACAAGAUAAAAAGGUCCCCAUCCCCUCCCCUCCCUUUCCCACAUCUACUCUUCUAGUCCUUGAGCCAUUUUCUCCAUGGAAACCAUUCAAUGCAGUAAACGACCUAAGAAUGGUUCCUUUGAUGAUUCUGACAAUGAAACCCUUUUACCAGGCCUCCCUGACGAUCUAGCUCAACACUGUCUCUCCUCUCUCUUUCCUUCCCUUCUUUUCUCUGUUUGCCACCCAUGGCGUCGCCUCCUUUACUCUCCUUCUUUCCCUCCCUUCUUCUCCCUCUACGCUCUCUUUUCUCCUUUGCAAAAUCCCACCACAAUAAGCCAUGGGGAAGUUGCUCACCGAAACUCAAUCGAAUUCUUCUCCUUUGAUCCAUUAUCAUCAGCUUGGAGGCCACUUCCUAGCCCUCCACAAAACCCUCCUCUUCAUCUCCUCCACCGCCACCCUUCUUUUCUAUCACGAAAACUCCCAAUACAAUCCUUGACAGUCUCCAACCAUUUAGUACUCAUAGCUGCCACCACUCACAAUUUUUCCCCUGCACUUUCCAGCCCUUUACUCUUCCACCCAGAGUCCAACCGCUGGUUUUACGGCCCCCAAAUCUCCACCCCACGCCGGUGGUGCGCCACAGGCGCAGUCCGAGGGGUGGUCUACAUGGCAAGCGGUGUUGUUGGUUCUUAUUACAGAGGAGAUGUGGCAAGGUCGAUGGAACAGUGGGACUUAAACCAGAAGAGUGAAAGUUGGGUUUGGGAAAACAAGGCACAGCUUAAAGAUGGAAGGUUCAGUAGGGAAGCAGUGGAUGCAGUUGGUUAUAGAGGGAAACUUUGCAUGGUUAAUGUCAAAGGCAAUGCAGUGAAAGAAGGUGCGGUUUACAACGUGGAAUUGGACAAGUGGGAAGAAAUGCCCUGUGGAAUGGUAGCUGGUUGGAAUGGGCCGGCGGCAACGAUGGAUGAAGAUGUGAUCUAUGUGAUUGAUGAAGUGAAAGGUUCUUUAAGCAAGUACGACGCUGAAAAGGAUUGCUGGGUGGCGUUGAUCGAGCUGGAACAGCUUAAACGUGCAGAACAAAUAGCAGCACGAAGAGGGAAAAUUUGUGCGGUUCCAGCAAAUGGGGAAAAAAUUAUAGUGGUGGAUGUUGGGGAAGAAAGGGCUGCAGCCAGGUUCUGGGAGGUGGCGCCACCACGAGGGUUCGAAGUCGUUGCUGUGCAUGUUUUGCCUAGAAUCACCAGGCAGCAGUAGUUCAUGUUCAAAUCAAGUUUUGUUUCUUUUGUUCUCCCUUUAUUUGUUUUAUUUCCUUUUUGUGAUUUAGGAUUUGUGUUUAAAUAUAUGAAUUUCACUUAUGUACAUGAGUUCAAAUUUAUGUUCCAUCAAUGCACUGCAAUACUAUACAUUUAUACGUUAAAUUUUA